This is a messenger RNA of Suricata suricatta (meerkat), 784 nucleotides long. RefSeq names its product putative claudin-25. The record is from RefSeq and is a predicted model, not a curated record. Gene Ontology annotation, cellular component: bicellular tight junction; plasma membrane. The transcript has a single exon. The coding region runs from base 42 to 659 and encodes 205 amino acids. NCBI's taxonomy places the organism in Eukaryota, Metazoa, Chordata, Mammalia, Carnivora, Herpestidae. Gene Ontology annotation, biological process: cell adhesion; bicellular tight junction assembly. Gene Ontology annotation, molecular function: structural molecule activity.
GCGCCCUGCUGUCACCCGGAGACACGGUUUCCCCCGGCGACAUGACGUGCGGGGCGCUCCGCCUGGUCCAGAACGCGGGGCUCUUGGGCUCGGCGGCAGGCCAGGCGUGCUCCCUGGUGGCGCUCUGCACUCCUCGGUGGCUGACGCGCCCCUCGGGUCUACCGGACAGUGAGACCUACGCGCUGGGCCUGUGGGAAGCGUGUGUGACUCAAGACACAGGUGGCCGUGUGUGCCAGGCCUCUGCCGGCCCGCGGGACCUGGCCCCCGAAAUGCUGCUGGCCCACAUCCUCAUGUGUGGCGCCUGCGCCGCGGGCUCGCUUGGGCUGGUGGCCGUCCUUCUGGGACCAUCGUGUGUGAGGUUCGGGGCCCGCCACGGCAGCUCUUUGGAGAGACGCACGACCGCGGCAGGGGGCGCUCUGUUUGUCCUCGCGGGACUCGCCACGUUAGUGCCCGUGUCCUACGUCGCCCGUGUCACCGUGCAGAAGUUCUGGGGCCCUGAGUUCCCAGCCAAUGCGCCCCCGUGGGACUACAGCGGUGCCAUGUUCAGCGGCUGGGUUGGCGGAUUCUUCCUUCUGACCGGAGGUCUUCUGAUCCUGGCACAGCUCUGUGCCAGCAGGUCGGCCGAAAACGCAGCCUCUUCCCCUUCAAAACUUUGCUAAAGUAGACUUUGUUUAAAAAUGGGCCAUUGGCGGGGCGCCUGGGGGGCUCAGUCGACUGAGUGUUGGCUCUUGCUUGUAGCUCAGGUCACCAACUCGCGGUUCAUGAGUUCGAACCCCGAAUCGGG